Messenger RNA from Ceutorhynchus assimilis (cabbage seed weevil), 1095 nucleotides. The record is from the annotation of a GenBank genome assembly. NCBI's taxonomy places the organism in Eukaryota, Metazoa, Arthropoda, Insecta, Coleoptera, Curculionidae.
GGGCCCCGCAUCAACAAAUCCAAAAUCAAUAUUGAGGCGUCUCUUUGAUGAAUUAAUUGUCCCAAAAAUGAAUACCGCAAUAAAUUUAGGCGUCGAAGACAUGACGGCCACGAUCGUAAAAUUCAUGUUGUUCGUGGGAGCCCUAUUUCAAGUCGCUUGUCUCGGUGCCUGCAUUUUCGUCAAGGAAACUCCUAACGACAGCAAUUGGGCCCCCAGAGAAAGCGAAGACGAUAGUUCAACGCAAAGUACCCCACAGAAUACCCCUAGAAGGCCCUACCAUCGUAGCGGCCGGAAGGUUGAAAAGAAAAAACGCCGCUGAAUUUUUUUUUUUCCAAUAAGGCCUGAUUUAUUUAUCUUCAGUUAAACUUGCUGGUAAUUGCAUACCAGACACUAAUAAUUUAUCAGAAGGCGAAUAAAUUGCUUCUAAGGUUGCAACAAUUAAUACUCAUAGUAAAUGUGUUUUAGGUUUUUAUUUUUUACAAUACUUAUUACAGUAUUAAUAUAAUAAUAUGUAUUUUAUCGGAACAGUAGUCUACGUCCUACAUAUAAAGUAUUUCAGUAAAUAUACAAUAUUAUAUUUAUUGUAACAUUUACAAUAUAAAUUAAAUAUAAACAUAAAGUUAAUAAUUAAAUUGCAUUUUUUAAUACAUACAUACAAAUUUGCCCAAUCAAAUCAUAUCCAAUUGAUUUCACCUUAUGUAUGCUAGAAAAAAUGGGAAUUUUCUUAAAAUUAAAUAUGAGUCAAAGAAGGAGAGUAGUUGGGCAAUAAUUUUGAAUACACUUUGUUUUUUUUUAUAGGGCUACAAUUAUUAUUAUUAGAGGAGGAUUACAAUAAAAAAUAUUAAAUUCAACUGCUCGUUCUUUGACUCGGCCCCACAAUAGUUUUUUUCUUUUUAAAACCGAAAAAAAAAAAAAAAUGAAAUGAAACUAAUGAGGUAAAUAUAAAAGAUCACCCGUAGGCGGGGUAUCACAGCCCCACUUGUCAGUUGGAUUAGCACUUGUAACUCUAGUCCAGUCUUCUAUUUUUACCCUGUACAUUAGGUGUCGAGCUUACUGUUGUUGAGACCAUUGCUUCUUUGGAGGACGAGACGAAUU